Messenger RNA from Phytophthora infestans T30-4, 1071 nucleotides. RefSeq lists its product as uncharacterized. Bases 1 to 1071 code for a protein of 356 amino acids. Gene Ontology annotation, molecular function: metal ion binding. The record is from RefSeq and is a predicted model, not a curated record. The transcript is spliced from 4 exons. Lineage: Eukaryota; Oomycota; Peronosporomycetes; Peronosporales; Peronosporaceae.
AUGGCCGAUAGUCUUCCUCUCUCCUUCCCAGCGCUCUACAGCUGUGCGCAGUCCGCUCGAUCCGGACCCAAAGUGAUGCCCGGAGUCUCGUUAUCUGCAUGGAGGAAGGACGAGCACGUGUUGAGAUGCGGCAUCUGCGCUAAAAAGUUCGGUCUUCUCCGUUGGAAACAUCACUGCAGAGCUUGUGGAGAUGUUUGUUGUCGUCGAUGUCUCGGAUUCUGCUUGGUGGACGUCCCGGAACAUGGUGUCGACUUGGCCUACACGUGUGCUCGUUGCGUCCAGAAACACACCAAGCCUACGCUUGUGGGCGACAUCAACUGGCCGUUCGCAGGCGACGUGCAGAGCUCCAGACUUCACUUGAGUAGAUCCGCAGAUUCUCUCGCUACGAUGGCCAUGAGCGACGCAUCGACAGCUUCUCCGUGUUCUUUCUCCUGGUCCAUUACACCCACGGCUUCCCCGCCUCAACAUACUCGUGAGUUCGACGUCGUCGUCAGUCAGUAUCGUAACCAGAAGCUCCACUCGGUCUGCUCGUUGCUUGUCGACUAUCUGGAGUGUGUGGGUGGAGCCAUCGUGCUCGUCCAGGACCUUCAUCUCUGGGUCAUCGCGCACAAAGGACUCCAUCCUCGCGUUCUGCACGACCCCACGUUCCUGUCCAUCUGCAGUCGAGCGUUGAGCACGCAAACCGCCUUCACUUUCUUCGGCGCGUCUCCUUUGUUUGAUGUUCGCGAGACUGCCGGCCCCGCUCUCGGUUGUAUCGUGGCGCUGGACACCCGUGCGCGUACUGCUGCUGCUGCGUCCAAGAUGGAAGUGACACUAGAGAACUUGGCCGACCACGUCAUGGAUCUAUUAGCUCAAGACGAGACCAUCCUACGCAUCUACGCGUCGGGAGACUUCAAGAUCUUCGCGUCGGCUGCUACAGACACGCACGUACUAAGUGGCUCCUUCGACGGGUUCAGCAGCACGUCGUCCACUGCAGCGUCAGGCUCGCUCUUCUCGUCCAUGCACACAAGACCUCGGCGCUCCAGCAGCUUCGCGUCAGGCGACGACGUAUCAACGCUCAAAGCAGCAUAA